UGGGAAGGACUACUUCCGGCGGAACCUGUCGUGUUGUGUGAGUAGCGAGCACAGUGAGAUUGUGAACUUUUUACCGCUGCGCCGUGGUCUGAAGAAGGCUUUGCUUGUAUUGGGCCUUUCAUUUUCUGCACCGUUGACCAUAAUUUCUUUCUGAAAUACAAAUGGAGACUAUUUUGGAACAACAGCGGCGCUACCAUGAAGAAAAAGAAAGAUUAAUGGACGCAAAAACAAAAGAAAUGCUUCACAAGAAAACGACGCUACGCGACCAAAUAAACUCUGAUCAUCGGACACGAGCAAUGCUGGAUAGGUACAUGGAGGUGAGCGGAAAUGUGAGAGAUUCCUAUGAGGAUAAAGACGGCAUGAGAAAGGACGAGCUGAACGCGAUCUCGGGACCAAACGAAUUCGCGGAGUUCUACAACCGGCUCAAGCAGAUCAAGGAAUUUCACCGGAAGCACCCUAACGAGAUCUGUGUGCCCAUGUCUGUGGAGUUCGAGGAGCUGGUGAAGGCCAGAGAGAACCCCAGCGAGGACGGGCAGAACCUGGUAGAGUUCUCCGAUGAGGAGGGCUACGGUCGCUACCUGGAUCUGCACGACUGCUACCUGAAGUACAUAAACCUGAAGGGGGCUGAGAAACUGGAGUACAUCACCUACCUGUCCACGUUCGACCAGCUGUUCGACAUCUCCAAGGACAGGAAGAACGCCGAGUACAAGCGGUAUCUGGAGGUCCUUCUGGAGUACCUGCAGGAUUACACUGACAGAGUGAAGCCGCUCCUGGAUCAGAACGAGCUGUACGGGAAGAUCCUGGGAGAGUUUGAGAAGAAGUGGGAGAACGGGACGUUUCCCGGCUGGCCGAAAGAGACCAGCAGUGCUCUGACCCACGCAGGAGCUCACCUGGAUCUCUCCGCCUUCUCCUCCUGGGAGGAGCUGGCUUCCCUGGGGUUGGACAGGUUAAAGUCUGCCCUCAUGGCUUUGGGACUGAAGUGCGGUGGGACUCUGGAGGAGAGAGCCCAGAGGCUCUUCAGCACUAAGGGCAAAUCACUCGAGUCCCUGGACCCCUCGCUCUUCGCCAAGAACCCCAAAUCCAAAGGGCCUAAGAAGGACACUGAGCGCAAUAAGGAACUAGGCUUUCUGGAGGCUCAGAUAUACGAGUAUGUGGAGAUCCUGGGGGAGCAGAGACAGCUGACCCAUGAGAACGUUCAGAGGAAGCAGGCUCGUACGGGCGAGGAGCGUGAGGAGGAAGAGGAGGAGCAACUGAGCGAGAGUGAGAGCGAGGAUGAAGAUAACGAGAUCAUCUACAACCCCAAGAACCUGCCGCUGGGCUGGGACGGCAAGCCAAUCCCCUACUGGCUCUACAAACUUCACGGCUUGAACAUCAACUACAACUGUGAGAUCUGUGGAAACUACACAUACAGGGGGCCCAAAGCCUUCCAGCGCCACUUCGCAGAGUGGCGACACGCCCACGGCAUGCGUUGCCUAGGGAUACCCAACACCGCUCACUUCGCCAACGUCACCCAGAUCGAGGACGCCGUGUCCCUUUGGGCGAAGCUGAAGUCACAGAAAGCAUCAGAGAGGUGGCAGCCAGACACAGAGGAAGAGUAUGAGGACUCCAGCGGGAAUGUGGUCAACAAGAAGACGUAUGAAGAUUUGAAACGCCAGGGUCUGCUGUAAAGAUGAGAGAAGAGAGGUCCAAAACAGGGAAGAGGCCAUUUAAAUCCACGGAAGCCUGCUGAGGCUGUUAUUUUUUUAUUUUUACUUUCCUAUUGAUGUCCCAUCUGAAACGAUUUUGAUUUUAUUAUGGUUGUUUAAAACCCUACAUACACUUUGCCCAUUUUGUAUGAAGUGUUUAUUGUCUAUUUUGUCUGAAAAAAAUGGUUUGUUGUGACCAUAUUCAAUAAAAUAUAGAAGCUGUC
Anguilla anguilla (European eel) is the source of this 1909-nucleotide messenger RNA. RefSeq names its product splicing factor 3a, subunit 3 (gene sf3a3). Gene Ontology annotation, biological process: mRNA splicing, via spliceosome. NCBI's taxonomy places the organism in Eukaryota, Metazoa, Chordata, Actinopteri, Anguilliformes, Anguillidae. The coding region runs from base 162 to 1667 and encodes 501 amino acids. The transcript is spliced from 17 exons. Gene Ontology annotation, molecular function: RNA binding; zinc ion binding. Gene Ontology annotation, cellular component: spliceosomal complex; nucleus. The record is from RefSeq and is a predicted model, not a curated record.